Messenger RNA from Meleagris gallopavo (turkey), 1885 nucleotides. The record is from RefSeq and is a predicted model, not a curated record. Lineage: Eukaryota; Metazoa; Chordata; Aves; Galliformes; Phasianidae.
AGGAAAUGGGAACUGGGCGAGACUGCAGUUUCCCUGGCCUUCAGUCCCUGAGAUGAUAGAGAGGGGACAUGCAGAAACCUUUCCUGCUCAGUGUGGUCAGAGCUGCACAGAGCACUGCAAAGCACCACAGCUUGGAAGCGCACUGGGCCUGUCUGUGGGGAGAGUGGAGAGGGACUGGGCCGGGAUGGAGCUGAUGGUUCUGCUCAACGCUCUUGUUACUCGCCUGCUGUUCGUGUUGCACUCCCUCAUCGGGGUCUGGAGAGUGACUGAAGUGAAGAAAGAACCCAAGUACUGGCUGCUGGCACUGCUCAAUCUUCUCCUUUGCCUGGAGACAGGGCUCACGCUCAAGUUUAAGCAAGGCAGAGGCUACAAAUGGUUUUCCCCAGCAAUCUUUUUGUAUCUGAUUUGCAUAGUACCAUCAUUAUGGCUACUGGAAAUUCACCAUGGGACACAGUAUUGCAGUAAUGAGCCUGAAGCUGUUCAGUUGAAUGUCACCAAUCAAGACAUCAGUCAGCCUCCAGACAUCAGUGAGGGAAGCGAGAGAAUAGAUCACCACAUCAUUCGGACGGCUAAAGUCUUUGUGAAUCAGCUCUCCACAAUCUGUGAGACUGUAUGGACCCUGGCCCUCCACCAGACCUUUCUACUACUUCUAGUAGUUGGGAGAUGGCUUCUCCCCAUUGGGGUUGAAAUCACCCGGGACCAGUUGUCCCAGCUGCUUCUCAUGUUUGUAGGAACAGCAGCAGAUAUACUUGAAUUUGCUAGUGAAACCCUGGACAUUGAGGAUGUGCGGAAGAAUUAUAUUCUCAUAAAUGCAAUUCUUGCUGUAUGGACCUGGAGUAUGUUACAGUUUCCACUUGAUCUUGCAGGUUAGUACUUGCACAUAGACAAGAAAUAAGAACAUGUGCUUUAAGGUUUUGCUGGCAUGUCUUGUGAUUGUGCACAGGCUACAGGCUAUAUCCAGGGCUUCUGCUGAAGAGCAAUUCAUAUGAUAGUGACACUUUCUGAAGAAAGCCUAUUGUGGUCUCUUUCGAGGAAGCACUUGUUGUCUAAACUCUACCUUCCGGAUAAAAUACUACUUCCAGAAAAAGUGGAACUGCAGUACUGAAGCAUUGCUCUAGUUGCCUGUUACUCCAGUAAAUUUCAUUAUGUUAACUCCUGGAUUAGAUCUGGCCAUGGAAUCUAUCAUGGUUCCAAUCUGGGGAGAAUGGAUCUCACAGAGAAAUAGGCAAAUAUCAGCCACAGGGAACAACACAGCCUAAACACAGAUGUCGCAGGCUCUCAAGGGGUUACCACAAGACACAUUACCUGAGCACAGGGAACUUGCAAGACCACACUGUAUUGGGACUGUAUAUUCUUAUCCUAAACUAAAAGGCCCAACAUCCAGCUAACUCGGGCUGGUAUUUGCCUGCAGACAGAAAGGCAAAGGUCAAAGGAGAUAAUAAAAAUCUUUUUCUUUCAACCCUUUCGGCCUCCAAUAUCACCAAGUUUGCAAGUCAACUGUAUCAGUCCGAAGAUAAGUUAUCCACACAGCAUCUUCUAUAAAACUGAUGACUACUAGGUUGACUCACCUAAAGUAAUGAACAAAUAAAGUAAUAAUGAAAAAUAAUUCCUGAAAUUUUUCAUUAGCUCUCUUUUUGUGGACAGCACUAGGCUUUGAUUUCAAUUUUGAAGGUAGGAGAAUAUUUCAGUAUUUCAGCUCACCCAUCACCUUCUGAAAAAACAGUGUUGCAAUUUACCACAGAUAAUUUUUUUUUUUGUACUGGUAAAAUAUAUUCUCUUAAAUAUGCACAAAAGUUAAAAAAAAAAAACCCAACCCACUACACAUAGUCAAAUAAAUUCAAAUGCUAUUUAAAGAAACCCCGCAUUAAUUUAAGUAAAGCAAAAU